AUGACGAUCACCGUGGUGUAUGAUAAUUCAGAGGCAACGGAGCUCUGUGCGGCUCAGCACCUCUACCUCAAGCCCAUAGCAAAGUUGAUGAUCAAUGUAUUGCUCCCUGAGAGCACGGGGCCCACGAGGCCCUUCUCUAACUGGGAAGUUCUUAACCAGCUGAAGAGCCUGAUUUGUCCUGACCAGUUCACCACAGUGCGGCUCUCCAAGAGUACUAAGGACUUCAUCCGAUUUGAGGGGGAGGCUGAAACUCGCAGUUUGGUUCAGAUCCUGAAGGCCAAGUUACACGGGAAGAUCAUCAAGCUAAGCGGCUUGAAAACAGACUUAAGAGUAGUGGCCACAGAUGCCCAGGGGGAGUGGGAACAUUUCCCCAAAGAAAAGGGGGCGCCGUUGGGUGAUGGGUCCGAAGAGCAGGACCAUGAUAAGAGCCCAGAUUCCAUAUACUUCGAAGGCCUGCCCUGCAAGUGGUUUGCACCUAAAGGUUCCAGAGGGGAGAAGCCGUGUGAAGAGAUCCUUCGGGUGGUCUUUGAAAGUUUUGGGAAGAUCAAGAAUGUGGAUAUUCCGAUGCUCGACCCCUACCGAGAAGUCAUGACUGGUGGGAGCUUUGGGGGGUUCAGCUUUGGCUUGCAGACGUUCGAGGCCUUUAUACAGUACCAGAAGUCAACUGACUUUGUAAAGGCCAUGGAGUCCCUCCGGGGGAUGAAGCUGAUGCUUAAAGGAGAUGGUGGGAAAUCUCUGGCAUGUAACAUUAAGGUUAUGUUUGAUACAACCAAACACUUCAGUGAAGGAGCUAUAAGGAGGAGAAAUCAAGAAAGGCUGCAAUUACAAGAGCUGGAGGAAAAAAGGAAAAAAACAAAGAAGAGAGAAGAGGAAGAGGCUGAAAGAAAGAGAAAAGAGGAGGAGAGGAAAGCCCCGGAAAAGAGGAGAAAGGCCAGAGUCAGGAGGCACGCCCUGAAGGAAAGGGACAGCCACCGGCAAAGGAGACAGAAGGACAGUGCCGAAGCAGAGGUCCAUCAGGGGCCCAGCUCUUCCAAGGACUGGGAGGAGGGGAAGGGCCUGCUGGCCCGGCGGCAGCUGGAGGCCCUCCACCUGCUGCGGGCGCUCCUGAGGAAAAUCACAGGCUCUAUACAAUUUAACCCACGUGAAGUAGAUGUUGCAGGCUCCAAAGCUAAGCGUGCUCCGGGGACCACACUGGGAGCUCUGAAGAAAGAAGAGUUAAACACUCAGUAUCUUCAAAAUCAGGAGGAAAUGCCAAGAUAUAAGGUUUACAAGUCAGAUAACAAGCGAAAACAAAAAAUGAAGAAAAGAGCUACGGAUCACUUACGUAAAUCUUCCCAUCACCUUGAGGAAAAAAAAUUAAGAUAUUCAGCUAGAAAAGAGAGAACUGGAAAAUUAUUAACCAGUGAAUACAAUCACAGUUUGCUCCCUGAUCGGAAUUCUUUGCAAAUUGCAAUGAUUCAAGGUCAAUCUCUUGAGAAAGAAGACUACCAUGGUUCUAAUAAAUCCUAUUCUUCCAGAUUAGUUGAGAAAGACCAUGGCAGGAAACAGAAGAUCUAUGAAACAGAUGAAUUUAUUGACUAUCUUCUAAACUAUUAUCAAACUCCAGAAUAUGCCUGUACCUACCUAGAACCAAGUCACGUAACAAGCACAUGUCAGUGGCAGAGGGCCGUCCAUGCGAAAGGAAGUGGAUUUCAAAUCAAUUUGAGAAAACAUAAGCAUCGUUUAACCAGUUUGAGCCAAAUGCAAAACCUAGACAGGAGAGAAAAGGUGCAAGAAGAUGAUUCCUGCACAAAGAUUUGUACUCAGGAUCCUGAGCAUAAACCACAAAAGAGGGGGAAAGUGGAUUAUGCCAAAGAAUGUAGAAUGUUUAAGGGGUUUAAACAUCAUUGCAAGGACACAGUAUGUGAAGCUGGUGAUUGGCCAUCCUCAGCUUUUGGAAAGAGCCAUCUGUUGGAACAGACUCAUGCUUACCAGGUCCAAGAUUCCAUAUCCACAAGUCAAAGCCAAGUUUCCUUGCCCAACAGGUCAGCAGACUUUGAUUUGGAGUUGACAGAUUUCUUAGAGGAUAUUAGCAGUAAUUCUGAAUGUUUCAGUGAAAUCCUUAGCAUAAACAAAGAGGAGAAAGAGAAAUCUGUGGCUGAAAAGGGAUCUCUUGACACUGAUGAAAUCAUCAUUUGCGAUCCAGAAAUUAGGUCAAGUCAGCAAACCUUGUAUUCAGAGUGGAAACAUGAGGAGGAAAAAUACUCUAAAUACGAGCUUAGGAAACCAGGCAAGAGGUCCAAUUAUGAACUGAGAUGUUCAUGGCUUGAAGGUGAAAACAAUUCUAUUCGAGAUAAGAAGAGCAACAGCAAAAAGAGGGAAAUAUUGGCCCCCAAAUACUUAUUUGAUAAAAGCUACCACCACGAAUCCAGUGCCAGUGAUCAAUUAGACACUGUCACAAGAAAGAGGAGGCGGUUUAGUGAUAACACAUUUAACCAGAAAGUGAAAUAUAGGCCCUUUCAUGUGCCAAUAACAUCAUCAAGAAGCGCUAAUGCUUCCUAUUGGGGGGAUUUUCGCAAAAGAAGAGAGGCUCCACAGAAGUCAGAAUAUAACCAGGAAGGAAGGAGGUUUAAAAGAUAUGAGCAUUCUGAAGAUUUCGUGCUGAAUUCUGAUAAUUAG
Mesoplodon densirostris (Blainville's beaked whale) is the source of this 2658-nucleotide messenger RNA. RefSeq names its product A-kinase anchor protein 17B-like. Gene Ontology annotation, molecular function: RNA binding. The record is from RefSeq and is a predicted model, not a curated record. Lineage: Eukaryota; Metazoa; Chordata; Mammalia; Artiodactyla; Ziphiidae. The transcript has 4 exons. Bases 1 to 2658 code for a protein of 885 amino acids.